Messenger RNA from Aspergillus pseudotamarii, 1292 nucleotides. RefSeq names its product 1-acylglycerol-3-phosphate O-acyltransferase SLC1. Bases 153 to 1031 code for a protein of 292 amino acids. The transcript is spliced from 3 exons. The record is from RefSeq and is a predicted model, not a curated record. Lineage: Eukaryota; Fungi; Ascomycota; Eurotiomycetes; Eurotiales; Aspergillaceae. Gene Ontology annotation, cellular component: endoplasmic reticulum; membrane. Gene Ontology annotation, molecular function: 1-acylglycerol-3-phosphate O-acyltransferase activity. Gene Ontology annotation, biological process: phosphatidic acid biosynthetic process.
AUUUAUAUCGGCCAUUGCCAUGCCCCAACCGCUUCUGUGAUUCUCCCGUGCACCCCUGCUGUUCCCGAGACUCUCUCGCCUGACCUCAUCACCACUGGACAGUAGCAAGUAAGGAUAAUUUUUCUUAUAGACAACCGCUUGUUCUUCCCACCAUGUCCUUCCUGUCCUACGUUGCCUCGGGCAUUAGCUCGUUCGUUGUCGUCACGCUUUCACUUUUCACCCUUGGCCAGAAGAUUCCCCGCGCAGCGUUCGUUGCUCGCUGCUUGGCCUCCUACGGUUCUCUUCUCCUAUGUGCCACUUAUGGCGUAAUCGCUUCGAUUGUCUUGCGCCUGGUCGGCUACGGACGGGUGUCGCAAUGGGCCACCGCGCGCAGCUUCAAGUGGGUCAUGCGGUAUACAACCGGCGUACACUUUGACAUUGUUGAAGGCCAGGAGCAUCUCUCCACCCGGCCAGCGGUCUUUAUCGGAAAUCAUCAAUCGGAGCUGGAUGUCCUCAUGUUGGGUUCUAUCUUUCCCCCGUACUGCAGUGUCACGGCCAAGAAAUCACUACGCCAUGUGCCCUUCCUUGGUUGGUUCAUGUCUCUUUCUCGCACCGUAUUCAUCGACAGGGCCAAUCGCCAGACGGCUGUAAAGGCUUUUGACAGCGCUGCAGAGGAGAUGCGCAAUCACCGUCAGAGUGUCUUCAUCUUUCCCGAGGGUACAAGAAGCUACUCGGACAAGCCGGGGCUACUGCCGUUCAAGAAGGGCGCUUUCCAUCUCGCUGUGAAGGCCGGGGUCCCUAUUGUUCCUGUUGUUUCUGAGAAUUACUCGCAUGUUCUGUCUCCCCGGCACUGGAGGUUCAAUGCUGGUUCAAUCCAGGUCAAAGUCCUCCCUCCCAUCAGUACUGAGGGUUUGACUGCGGCUGAUGUCGAUGCCCUGACUCAGUCGGCUCGGGAAUCCAUGCUCAAGACUCUACUUGAGAUGUCCGAGAAGAACGAAACCGAGGUUUAUAACUCGCUUGCCAAUGGUACAUCUACUGCCGUUGAGAUCUGACUUCGUUGCAUUGAGUUAUGACAAUAAACUUUUUUUUCCUCGGCAUCCCCUUCAUCGAAACGCCAGAUCCCCGCAUCAUUGCACGAACAAGUUGAAACGCGACAUGAGACAUGAAUACCGGGCGUUAUUGUCCCUCGUACCACCCGCUAAUAAUCAUUGUCUUCUGCUCUCCAGCACAGAACUCGUGACAGGGCACUUCAAUAAAUUCUGUCUAGAAACACGGGCCUGGGUUUUGCAUUACUUGUAGACAUGAGAAACAAC